Guyanagaster necrorhizus is the source of this 1145-nucleotide messenger RNA. RefSeq lists its product as uncharacterized. The record is from RefSeq and is a predicted model, not a curated record. The transcript is spliced from 4 exons. The coding region runs from base 116 to 871 and encodes 251 amino acids. NCBI's taxonomy places the organism in Eukaryota, Fungi, Basidiomycota, Agaricomycetes, Agaricales, Physalacriaceae.
AAUGUUGCAAGUUCUCCCGCCUCACUGGCUGUUAAUUCAGUGGACAUUCGAAAAUACCGGUCACUUCCGAGAACCAUAAAAGCAACAACAUAACUGCAAGCAGCCAUACGAUUCGAUGACUCUCCCCUCAGUUAGCAGCAUCAUUGGUCAAACAGUAAGCGACGUCAAAUCCGUUCUCCUCUCGUCCAUUGUGGGCGGAAACUUCGCCGGAAAUGUCACUUAUAAGCCUAGCGGCGGCGACGCUUUAGUGAAAUCCGGAAGAUCUACCAUCUAUAUAUCUCCAGGAGAUGAGGCCUUCUACGCUGCCGUCGAUACUUAUCUCAUCGAUGCCACUUGGGUCCCACAGACAACCUGGAAGAACACCACGGCUGCGGCACAAACGAAUACCGCCCAGUAUACGACGGGGCUCACUGUCACCGCAGGCUCUGAUAUUACCGCCGCUGUUGGAAUCGCAGCAGCUUAUGAUGGCCUUUCGAUCACCAUGGAUGCCUCUGUGAAGACAUUCGCUGAUUAUGAGACGACCGACAGCAUGGAAAAAGUUGUCAUGUUGGACGUCCCUCCGCUCUCGACGGUGACAUUCUAUCAAAGGAAGUAUCGGUUCAGAGACACGAUGUUCUUCAUCUUGGAUGCGUGGAAUGCCGAGUGGAAUGCUGGCUCCUGGGGGGGAUAUGACAUCACGAGGAAGGAUUGCGCAGUCGAGAUUAUGAGCGAGGACUAUCUGACUACGGUCAUCCCGUUGAAUGGUACCACUACAGGUACGAUGGUGGUGAAUACAGUUUCGAGGGCGGAGCAGGAGAGCGCCAGGGUGACGCGAACGCGCGAGAGUCUUACUGAGAGAGCGAAGGAAGCGCUUGACAGUAUUGUUGUUUAAGAAAUCAGAAUUAUUCAAGUCGACGUUCUCGACUACCUGCCCCCUGUUUCUUUUGUCCUAUUCCAUUGUUACAUUUUCACGCCCUCAAUUUUUGAGCACAAAACCAAAAAAAAGGUUCCUGUAUGCUGUAUUGUAACUUGUUCUUUCCCGAUACGAAUGUUCCUGUCGGUACGAAUGUUGUCUCAAUGCCGUCAUUUUUGUCUCCUUGAACAUGCCGGUGGCAAGACUAACCUUUCCGUCGAAUCACCCAUCUCUCUAGCUCGAUGCUUCAAUG